Messenger RNA from Adineta steineri, 930 nucleotides. The record is from the annotation of a GenBank genome assembly. Lineage: Eukaryota; Metazoa; Rotifera; Eurotatoria; Adinetida; Adinetidae.
AUGCCUGUCAUUAAAAAUAAUAAUAAUAAUAAUCAAGGAUAUAUGUUUUCUAAUAAUCCAGGAUAUACGUUUUCUAAUGAUCAAUAUUACAAUCGAAGUCGAAAUCAUUCCGAAAAUGUCAUUGCUUAUCUUGUCGCAAGUUAUACGGGUGAUGCUGUUAUAGCUUAUAAUCCUUAUCCAAAAUUAUAUAAAAACAUUCUUCUACUUAGUGAACGUCUUAAUGAUAGUAAUACGACAGAUUUUAUUAUUUUUCAUACUGGUUAUCCAGGUUACUACGAUUAUAUGCCACUUAUUGAAAAAACUACUCGUCUAGUUAUAUUUAUUAAUAUUGAUAAUAUAUUUUAUAAAUUCUCGCCGACCUUGAAUCCUUAUACUGAUCAACCAACAUGGACAAAACGUGGUAAAUGGAAUUAUCAGCAUAUGUGUUACUUUUGGUUUAAACAAGUAUUUGAAAUGAAAAUUAUUCAACGAUAUCGAUAUAUGAUGCGACUUGAUGAUGAUUCACAAAUUGCAGGUCAAUGGCCUAAUGUAUUUGAUAUGAUGUCUGAACGACAAGCUAUCUAUAUGGCAAAUUAUAGAACAGUUGAUUAUGAAUAUGUUCUUCCUGGUUUAACACGUGUACGUAAUCUUACCGUUAAUUAUAUAGCUAAAAAUAAAAUAAAAAUUCAAAAUCCUGCAAUGUAUGCUGAUCUUCUCAAUAAUUCACUUGAAAUACCAAAUUAUUGGAAUAAUUUUGAAAUUAUUGAAAUUUCAUUGAUGCGACGAAAUGAUGUUAUGGACUUUAUUCGUGCUGUUGAUGAAUCGAAUGGUAUAUUUCUCUAUCGAUGGGGUGAUGCAUCUCUUCGAUAUAUAACUUUAGCACUUUUUGUUAAUGAAAGUCAAAUUUUACAUCGAAUUAAACUAGACCUUGGAUAUUGUCAUCCAUGUUAA